AUCCACGAGCGGUACCACCUCGACUCGGCAGGAGCCACGAACGGCAUCGCGGCGCUCGACUUUGGCCACUGCGUCUUGGGCUUCGCCAUCGCGCGCGAGACGCAGACGGUGGCUCGGCGGCGCGACCGCGCGCUCUUCGACUUUCUCGAGGCGUCGCUCCGCCACCGCUCCGACAUGGUCAUCUACGAAGCGGCCACCGCCAUCUGCUCGCUCACGUCGGUGGCGCAGCGCGAGCUGUCGCCGUCGAUCACCGUGCUGCAGCUCUUCCUCUGCUCGCCAAAGCCGGCGUGCCGCUUCUCCGCCGUGCGCACGCUCAACAAGAUCGCGAUGGCGCACCCGAUGGCGGUGACCCCCUGCAACAUGGACAUGGAGGGCCUCAUCAAAGACUCGAACCGCUCCAUCGCCACGCUCGCCAUCACCACGCUGCUCAAGACGGGCUCCGAGUCGGGCGUCGAGCGGCUGAUGAAGCAAAUCACAAGCACCGGCUGCUCAUGA
Molecule: messenger RNA, 495 nt
Organism: Emiliania huxleyi CCMP1516
Lineage: Eukaryota; Haptophyta; Isochrysidales; Noelaerhabdaceae
Exons: 3
Biological process (GO): endoplasmic reticulum to Golgi vesicle-mediated transport; intra-Golgi vesicle-mediated transport; intracellular protein transport
Cellular component (GO): endoplasmic reticulum; endoplasmic reticulum-Golgi intermediate compartment; COPI vesicle coat
Source: RefSeq, a predicted model, not a curated record